Messenger RNA from Anneissia japonica, 6052 nucleotides. RefSeq names its product sperm-associated antigen 1-like. The coding region runs from base 179 to 3307 and encodes 1042 amino acids. The record is from RefSeq and is a predicted model, not a curated record. NCBI's taxonomy places the organism in Eukaryota, Metazoa, Echinodermata, Crinoidea, Comatulida, Comatulidae. Gene Ontology annotation, molecular function: heat shock protein binding. The transcript has 22 exons. Gene Ontology annotation, cellular component: mitochondrion; cytosol.
CGAAAUCUAAUUAAGGAAAGGGGGCGCUUUUGGAAAUUCCUGGAAAAAGUACGUACUGUACUGCGUGAAUGCAGCUAGGAGGUUUAGGCUAAGCUUUGAUUGUGCUGCUGUUGUCAACUUCUGUUUUCGAUCAGAGAUAAAAAAAAAAGACCGAGUUGGUAAAUUGAAUGCAGUAGCUAUGUCAUUCCAUAGUAAUGAUGAGGUGGCUUUGGAACAGAUGGAGUUUUCUUAUAUAAAAGAAUGCAAAGAUACGAAAGAACUGGAGCGAAUUCUUCGAAAGCUCAAGUCAGGCAGUGAAGGUUAUUUUCCACAUCUCACUACAUACUGUGAAGAAAGGCUUGCAGAGCUAAACCCAAAAAGCCAAUUGCUGAUCAAAGAUGGCUUACCUGCAAAUAAAUAUGAUGUGGAUAAGAAAGAAUGGGAAAAUAUACAAAAGGAGAUGAAUGAGUUUGAGAAAAUUGGUAAAGACAAUGCAGGUAACGCAGAUUAUAACAAUGUGAACCUUCCCCCUAUACGAAAUAGUACAGUGAUAACAACGGAUGGGAAAAAAGUAAGGUCAAAGAAUGAAGAAUGGGGUAAGCCAUCCAAAGAUCGAAUUUCCUCAUCAAACUACAGAGAAUGGGACAAGUUUGAUGCUGAUACAGCUGCAAGUAAUGUUGAUAAGAAAAUCUCAGCUGAGUCUAACACAUCUAGUAUCAACGCAGAAGAUAUCAACAUACAGCAUUUGGUCGAUACAGCAGGAAUGUCAGAAGAAGAAAAGGUUUCGAUGGCUAACCGAGAAAAGGACAAAGGAAAUGAAGCAUUUCAUUCUAAAGAUUUCAAAGAAGCCUUAGCAUAUUACAGUAGAAGUAUCUCCAUACAACCUUCAUUAGCUGCUUAUAACAAUAGAGCACUUGCAAGUAUCAAAUUGAAAAAAUUUGAUGAUGCUGUAAAAGACUGCGACAAGGUCCUAGAAGAUGAACCAGACAAUGUCAAAGCCCUUUUGAGAAGAGCAACAGCAAAAAAAGGUCUCAAGAACUAUCAUGCUGCUAAACUAGACAUUCAGAAAACACUUUCACUUGAGCCAGGCAAUAAGCAAGCUAAGAGCAUGUUGGCUGAAAUCAUCACUGCUGACUCAAAAAAUACAAAGACAGAAAGCAAGGGGAAGAGAAUAAAAAUUGAAGAAGUUGAAGGGAGUGGUGAGGAGGAUGCUGAUGAGGAUAGUGCAGAAAAUAGCACUAUAGCAAACGGAUAUCAUAAGAAACUGGAAAACGAAGUAGACGACACCGAUGGCAAUAUCUGUAGCACUAAGAAAAAUAAAAGCAGCGAUCAAGAACCAGAAGAAAGAGGGAUGGAUCAGGACCGAAGUUCUCCAGAACAGAGAUCUGAAGUAGAAUCAAAGAAAGAAAGUAGUUCAGAAACCAUAAGUGAACAGCGCCCACAAGCUGCAGAACCCUCAGAACCUGCCCAGGCUCCUGUGGUUGCACCUCCACCACCCCCUUCUCUCCCUAGCACUACUUUGUCAUUCAAAGACGAAGCUCAGAAGCUUUACCUUGCAGGACAAUAUGGCAGAUCAUCAGAGUUGUAUACCAAAGCUAUACAAACACUUAUGCCAGACAAAGAUGUACAUGCGGUCUCUCUAGCAACAUUGUAUAGCAAUCGUGCGGCUUGCCACUACCAAACUGGAGAUAUGAGACAGUGUAUUCAGGACUGUGAUGAUGCCCUCAAAUUUGGACCGUUCCUCACCAAACCUUACCUCCGAAGAGCCAAGGCAUAUGAAACGCUUGAAAGGUACCGCCAAGCUUAUGUGGAUUAUAGGAAUGUUCUCCGCAUCGACCCAACAAACAAGUCAGCUCAGGAUGGGUCUGCCAGAUGUAUGAUGGUGCUCAAAGAGCAGGAUGGAUCCAACUGGAGGGAAAAGCUACCAAAAUCAGAUGUACAACCUCAAACAUUUAUACCACCCAUAUUGACAACUGUUGCCAAGAGUGCAUCAUCAGCUACUACAGCCACUUCAACCACAGUCAAGAUGUCCACAGGGAUGGCUUCAUCACAUCAAACAUUAUCUACACCUGAAAAUGAUGUGAAGGUUGAAGAGAAAUUAAACGUUGAGGAAGAUCAUCAGAAUGAGGCUGGAGGGAAUGUUGAAAUUGCGGCACAGAGUGAGAAUGAAGCGAACAUGGCUGCAGAGGAGACAUUAAAGAGGGUGGCAUCAGAGGAGGCAGGUGCAAACAAGGAUAAAGAUGACAAUGUACCCUCUAUUCAAGAGCAGUAUCAAGCAGCAAAAGAGAAAGGCAACAUGCAUCAUAAAAAGGGGGAAUAUGAGCAAGCAGUAAAAUGUUACAGUGAGUGUGUUGAUUUGGAUAGGACUCAAACAGUUGGUUUCACUAACAGAGCACUUUGUCACAUUAAGCUAAACCAGCCACUUCUUGCAGUGUCUGAUUGCUCUACUGCCCUCAAGCUGGAUGACAAAAAUGUGAAGGCUUUAUAUAGGAGAGCACAGAGUAGAAAGAUGCUGGGAGAGUACAAAGAAGCACUAAAAGACCUCAAAACACUUCUCAACAUUGAGCCUACUAAUAAGACAGCCAUCAAAGACUUGGAAACUGUCAAAGAACUGUUUAGAGAGGAAUUGCGUGUGAAGCAGACGCAAGCAGUGCCCUCUGCACCGCCACAGGCAACACCAAAAACACAAGCUACAGCUUCAUCAACCACACCAGUCAAACCAACUGUGUCACCAUCAACAGAAAAGUCUGAAAUUUCAGCAAAGAAGAAAAAGAAGAACAACAGAAAGAAAAUACAGAUUAAAGAAGUUGAGGGUAGUGAUGAUGAUGAGGAAUUAAAGAAGGACACAAUAUCUGAACCACAAGAGGUUACAUCAACUGAACAAGUGAAAGAAGUAGAAGUUUCUAAAUGUGAGGCGGUAGAAGAAGCAGAAAAGAAGGAAAGUGCAGAGAAUGAGAAACCGAAAGAAGGCACAUCAAAUGUAAAAACACCACCGAAGAAUGAAGGUAAAAAGAAGAAAAAGAAGAAAUCCAACAAUAAAGGAGCUAACAGUCAGACACCUGUUGAUACACUGCCAGUAGACUUGAAGGCUGGAACUCCAUUUGAAUUUUCACAAAGUUGGGCUAGCAUCCAUAAGAGACCGGAUUGUAUUGAGCGUUUGGCUGAUUUACUCUUACUAGUACAGCCAAGCAAGCUCCCUCAAAUUGUAAGCCAUACUUUGGAUGGAGAGCUAUUGACAGCCCUGGUGCAAUCCCUUGAAAGUGCUGCAGUAUUUACCAAAAGUCCAAAGGUUUACAACUGUUAUGAUGUUUCUAUCAUCUGCAGAUAAAACAGCUCUUCAACAAGUAUUCCACAGCCUUAGCGUUGCUGAAUCAAGCAAGUUCAGUAAAAGAGAUGUUGACCAGUUGAAGAAGAAACACUAUGCAGUAUUAUAGUAUAUUCUAGGUGUCUUAUACUGCCCUCAACCACUAGCAAACUGUCUGCUAUGAGAAGAUAUGUGUUGUAUUUGUCUAGCAGUUUUCUUUGAAUUUUUCUCCAUUUACCUGAAAAUUAACCUUAAAGAUGGCCAACCAGUUUGAAAUGGCAAACUGGAAAAAUAGUAUGUAUGAUGCAGAGUACUUAAAUCAGGCUUAAGUGCUACCUUGUUGUAAUUGGGUGGUGGUAUAAAAAAAACCACAUUUUGGUCCCCACGAUUUUUUAAUUGAUUUGGUCCCGCACAAUAUUUUAAUUGAUUUGCUAUUGAACUACUAUUUGUCGGAUUGCUGGAUAUAUAAUUCUGGAACAAAUAAAAGCUCAAAAAAUUAUAGUGUAUGUGAAUAUAUACCAGUGAGUUUGACCAUGUUGUGUGUGUUUUAUGUUUAGAAAUUGUUAUACUGUAACUCAUUUGUUAUAAACCAUUAAAUGGUUUUUCUGUAUCGUCACCUGUUACAGUGCAGUCGUGUAAAAGCAUUUAUGCUUAACAGUAUUUGGAUAUACUGUACUAAGCAAAUUUAAACUGGUAAAGUUUAUCAUGCAAGUAGCCUCAAUAUGUAACAAAAUGAUCAUAAAUAUUAAAAUUUCAUAAUGUAUUAGUUGUGUACUUUUGGAUGAGGGAAUUUAUAAUGGUCAUUUUGAAAGUACUGUAUUGGAACAUUUUUUUCAUAUAUUCUCUGCAAAGAAUGAUUGAAUGUAAUUGAAACAGAAUACUUAUCAGGAAUUGAUUUUUGCAAUUAUUUAGCUCGAAGAAUGUAUGUGAAGAGUUGCAGAAUUAGAAAUAUUAAUGUACUCAGAUAUUAAAGAAUAAAAUAAGGAAAAAAUAAGAUCAUUGUGAGUUGUUGAACAUGUGCAUUCAGUCCAAACUUCAAUGAAAAUACAUAAUUAUAUAAUGACUACACACUUAACAACAUUUCUAGUCAAUCAAAUAUGAUUUAUAGAUUAUUUUGAUUGAAUCUGUAUAAAGGGAUGCAGGAUAAGGUAGGUAUACAUAUUUUUAAAAAGGGUUAGACUUUUAGUCGAGAAGUCGUAGGUUGAGACUGACGAUUGUCUCCUUGCUUGUCUUUCUUCACCCAGGAGUAAAAAUUGGUACUGGAGAGUUGAAUGAUUUGGAAUGAAAUUGUAGUGAUGAACUACAUGUAUAAUUAGGAUUCUCCCCAGGGAGGGGAGGAGGUUGCAAGUUGUGUUUGGUUGAUUCUGUACCAGUGACCAGGAAAAAAGUGCCUUGAGUAGUUUGCAUACAUAUCCUUUAGAAGAGGAUGAGGAGUUGUUGCACUCCAAUGAAUAGUUGUUACCACCAUAUAUGGUGGGGUAACCACUGUGUACAUUGAAAAAUGGGGACUUGUUCUAUUUCCUGUGCAGUCUUUUUGUUCUGUGUAGGACUAGAACAUCACCCACAUUUUUUUGUUGAAGGAUGAAGUAAGUAGCCCAUGAAAGCCAGUUCAUGACAACAGUUCAUGACAUAGCUUAUGCUAUAAAUAUAAAUUUAAACUUCCCAAAAUUUUAAUCCAAUACACUUAAAUGAUUCAGUAAAAGAUCUUAAGACAAAAGAAAAUGCUAAUGGAUACUAACGAGAAGAUUUUACUCAUGUGGCUUAUGAACUAUGUUUCAUUUGACUUUGACACAUGUCAAAACAUAGCCUUGUGAAAUACUGUAUACUGAUUAUGUUGUAAUCCUUUGCCAGUAAUUGAUAAAAAUGUAUGUUAAAAAUAUGAAUUAUUUGAAAAGGACAAAAUGGAAUCUAUUAGUUUCAUUUAUUAAAGGCCUGACAUUAAUUCAGUUGAUAGAAAGUGCUUGAAAAGAAUUGAUCAUUCAAAAUACUCAGUUAUGUUUUGUUUUAUUCUUUCAAUCAAUUUUAUAUUAAUUGGGACCAAAAAAUGUAUUAUCAAACUUAGGAACUAUAUAAUCAUUGUAAUAAUGUGGCUGUUUAUGAGCACUGAAAUAAAAAUAUCUCGACACAAAAUAAUGUGGUAUAAAUAUAUAUUGUAGUAGGUUUUUUUCGUCUAUAAGAUGUCACAUUUUUUUUCAUUCUGUUUUAGUAGUUUCCAAAAUCAAUGGAAAGUUUCUAGGAAAAUUGAUUGUGUUGAGAUAUGAAUUUUAAGUCAUUGAAAUGUUAUUGGUAGGCCUUGUUUUAAUUUGCCUUAGUUACUGGUUCAAUUUAAAUUAAUUUUAUAGGCCUAUAUUUAAAAUUUUGUGGUGUUUCACAGGUUUUCUACAUGGGCCAUCUCAGGGGUGUCGCCAGGAAUUCCUCGACGAUCAGUCCAAGCUCCCCGACAAGGGUCCACACUCAAACGUUGGGAUCCCCUCACCUUGUUUUCCCCGGACCCCGUUAGCGCCACCCCUGGGCCAUUUCCUUCGCAUUCACUAAGUGAAGAAUACAGAAUAUUGUUCCUUCACAUCCUGUUUAGGUGAGGGAUCUUGAUUUUCUACCUUUUUCUUACAGAUGCAGCAAAAUGUUGAAAUUCUGACAUUCAUUAUUAUUUUUUUUAAUUAGUAGUAAUAAAAUCACUUCAAUGUUGACAUCUUUUUUUCUUGCAAAAAAAAGGUAUAAAAGUUUGUUGUGUCAAACAGAAUGGAAUGAAUAAAGUUUUUCAUAACCAGA